Molecule: messenger RNA, 8575 nt
Organism: Hylaeus anthracinus
Lineage: Eukaryota; Metazoa; Arthropoda; Insecta; Hymenoptera; Colletidae
Product: cell adhesion molecule Dscam2-like
Exons: 26
Coding region: 843-6785 (1980 amino acids)
Biological process (GO): cell-cell adhesion; axon guidance
Cellular component (GO): axon; plasma membrane
Molecular function (GO): protein binding
Source: RefSeq, a predicted model, not a curated record
AAACGUCAUUUGUAUGUAUAAAAACACGUGACACUGGAAUUGCAAAGCGAUUAUUUUCUGGCUAUUAAUUUAAUUACUGUACCAACUGGAAUAUGUUUCCCCCUCAUUUAUAACAAGGAUCUAGUAUUUACGGAAGCCUCGGAGAUGCUCGAUUGCGUUUUUCUUUACCACAGCGAAGUCCAGCUAUCCCACUGAUAAUUAUCGGUCAGUUCGCCUUUUCGUUUCAACCCCUUGACAUUCUUUUCUGGUGUUAGGUUCGAGUCAGGACAAAACAGAUCUGUACGUGACCGAAGAGCGAGCGAAACGCAAAAUGCGAAAUGCGCGGUUAAAAAAGAGGGAGGGAACCGCCGGUGGAGGUUCGGGAGAAACAGGGGGUGGGCGCGGUAUAGGGGAGGAAUUUCGCGCGUGCUCCGCUUCAUCCCCCUCGAUUGCCGCCGCCGCCGCCGCCGCCGCUGCUGCUGCUGCUGCUGCUGCUGCUGGUGCUGGAUGCUGAGGGUAGCUGGACCGCGCGCGCGAGGUGUCAGUUCUACGCGCGACCUCUCCCCCGAAGGUGUCAACCUACUCGCGACCUGGUCCAAGGUGUUUGCCAAAGUCCCGUGCUACCGACGAGUCUGUCCUCGCGAGUUUCACUCACUCGUUUCUUCGUUUUUGUUUGUUCGUCGUUCUGGUCAAUCAAGAAAGCCCGAGCAGUGCACGCUCGACUUUCCUUCCGCGAGAGGAAAAAAGCAGAAGUUCAACUGUUCAUCUGGCACGUGACACGGCUCCAACAACGCUAUCAUGUUCGUCGGGAUAUCCAGAGGAAGCAAUGAGGAAGCUGAAUCGACGUAACGGUCUACGCCAGGAUGGCCAGUUGGCCGUUGAGAAUCGUACUCCUGUCCAGCGCCCUCAUCCUUGUCCGCGGAAGGGGAGUGGUGCUGGAUAGUCAGGGUCCGGUGUUGAAGACAGAGCCACACUCGUCGAUCAAAUUCUCGAACGAGACCGGGACGAUAAUCCAUUGUUCGGCACAAGGUAGUCCCUCGCCGAGGAUCGAUUGGCUUAUGGGAGACGGGUCACCUGUGCUCUCUAUACCGCACAUCCGUGAGAUUCUGGUAAACGGCUCGAUGUACUUCUUGCCGUUCGGAGCGGAGAGCUACCGACACGACGUCCACUCAGCCGUCUACAGAUGUCAAGCCUCGAACAGCGUCGGCAGGGUGCUGGGCCGUGAAAUUACGGUAAAGGCCGUUGUGCGUCAGAAGUACGAGGUCAAAGUGAGAGACGUCUACGUCCUGCCAGGAAAUACCGGUGUGCUCAGGUGUGAAAUACCAACGUUCGUUAAAGAAUACGUCGCUGUAACGUCCUGGGUUCAGGAUUCCACCUACAACAUCUACCCCACAACGAAGAUCGAGGGGAAAUAUCAUAUGCUGCCGACUGGGGAGCUGCUGGUAUUCCAAAUAACAGCGGCCGAUGUCCAUUCCAGUUAUCGAUGCCGGACCGUGCACCAUGUCACAAGCGAGAACGUGGAAAGUUCCUCGUACGCCCGGAUCGUGAUAAGUGACCAACGCAAGCCAGUCCCGCCGCGAUUCAACGAACGAGUCAGCCCAGCGCCGAUACGGACACAGGAAACGAUCGUUCUGUCUUGCAUCUCUCAAGGAAUACCAGCCCCGAUGUACCUGUGGUUUCGCGAGUCCGUGUCGGGCACGGCGAUGAUCUUCGAUUCGGAGAGGGUCCACGUCAGGGCAGGCGUGCUAGUUAUACAAUUGGCCACACCCGAGGAUGCUGGACGAUACGUCUGUCACGCCAACAAUACAGCCGGUUCCGAAAGGGUCGAAUUGGAAGUUUCCAUUAUAAGUAGCCUCUCUAUCCACCUAGCACCUCUACAGGCCACCGUCGACUUGGGGAAAGAUAUCAAAUUUCAGUGUUCCGUUACCGGUCAACCAGUCCCGGUGAUCUCCUGGAUGAAGGACGGGGUUCCAGUGAGAGAAGGAGCUUCCGGUAGAACUAAAAUCAUGGGAAACGACGGCUCGACUUUGUACAUAUCCUCGAUCGCGAGGGACGACAAGGGGAUGUAUCAGUGCUUCGCGAAGAACGACUACGAAAUGGUCCAAGCGACUGUGGAGCUGCGUCUAGGGGACGCCGCGCCUCAGCUUCUAUAUAAGUUCAUCGAGCAAAUCAUCCAACCCGGACCUUCGGUCUCGCUGAAGUGCAUCGCCACGGGAAACCCGACGCCGCACUUCUCCUGGACCCUCGAUGGAUUUCCCCUUCCGCAGAACGACAGGUUCAUGAUAGGCCAGUAUGUGACGGUGCACGGUGACGUAAUAUCGCACGUGAACAUAAGCGUGGUGCACGUCGAGGACGGCGGAGAAUACCGAUGCUCUGCGGCGAAUCGGGUGGGGAGGAUUCACCAUUCGGCUCGUCUCAACAUUUACGGGCUGCCCCAUGUACGGCCGAUGGGAAACUAUGCCGCAGUGGCUGGCGAAACCACCGUCAUCAAAUGUCCGGUCGCUGGUUUCCCGAUCGCAAGCAUCACGUGGGAGAAAGACGGCAAAAUGUUGCCAACGAGUCGACGUCAGGACGUAUCCCCGAACGGAACGCUGGUGCUUCAUGACGUCGACAGCAACCACGAUCCCGGCGCGUACACUUGCACGGCGAAGAACAAACAAGGUCGCUCCGAUUCUCAGACGGUUCACAUCGAAGUGAAAGUUCCGCCCACGAUAGCCCCCUUUAGCUUUAACAAGGACCUGUCGGAGGGUGUGCGUGCUCAGGUAACUUGCAUGGUCGAGAAGGGUGAUCCUCCGUUCACGAUCGCCUGGUCCAAGGACGGCGAACCGAUCGCUGGACCAGGUCCACUUGGAUUCGGCAACUCCGGUAUGACCGGACUCAGGCACACGCAGACACCCGUUGGGCUGCGCGUGACCAACAUUGACGCCCAUUCCAGUACCAUAGUUAUCGAGCGCGUCAGCGCUGCGCACACUGGCAACUAUACUUGUUUGGCGCGCAAUUCCGUGGCCGAGGUCCGCUGGACGGCCGAGUUGAUCGUUCGUGUGCCACCCCGUUGGGUGAUGGAGCCCCAAGAUGUUCGCGCUUCGGAGGGAAUGUCGCGGCUGGUACUCCACUGCCACGCGGACGGGUUUCCGCCCCCAGCGGUCACGUGGCGGCGUGCGAGCGGCAAGAACCCUGGCAAUUAUCGCGACAUCGUCGCUCACGAGCACGCUCAGGACCUCAGGAUACACUCGAACGGCUCCCUGGUGUUCGGCCGCGUGCAGGAGGAUCACGAGGGAUUCUAUUUGUGCGAGGCGGUGAACGGAAUCGGCGCCGGCCUCAGCAAGGUCGUGCAUCUAACCGUCAACGUGCCCGCACAGUUCAUGGAGAAACAUCGCAAUCAAACGGCGAGGCUCGGUUCGAACGCCUCGUUGCGCUGCGAGGCGAAAGGCGAUCAUCCCUUAAAAAUACUUUGGAAAAAGACUGGCGCGCAGUUGGAGCAGAAGCUGUCGGACUACCGUUACACGGUAAAGGACGAGAAUAUCACGGACGGCACCAUCAGCACUUUGGGAUUCAUCAGCACCAGCCGGGAGGACAGCGGGAAGUAUUUCUGCAUCGCGUCGAACGCUUUCGGCCGCGACGAGAUGACGAUUCACCUGUACAUACAAGAACCGCCGGAUUUCCCACGGAAUCUUCACGUUAUCGAGAAGGGUAGCCGCUACAUCAACAUCAGCUGGACGACCAGCCAGGACGGCAACAGCCCGAUUACGCAGUACAUUGUCGAAUACAAAACUGACACCGAAGUGUGGCACGAUCACACGUUCCACGCUACAGUGCCAGGUACUCAAGCUCACGCGCACGUGACCGGUUUGCGUCCAGCGGUCACUUAUCAGUUUCGAAUAUACGCCGAGAACGAAUUGGGUCGAAGUCAGGCGAGUGAUAUUUUGGAAACGACGACCGAAGGAGAGAAACCUGGUGGACCGCCGCGAAAUCUCAAGGUAGACCCUGUCAGCUCGACCGAGUUUAACGUCACCUGGGAUCCGCCUGAACAUAAUUUAUGGAACGGAGAGAUACUCGGAUAUCACGUCGGCUACAAGGAACAUCGAAUGGAAGCGGACCAGUAUAUCUACAAGACCGUGGAGAGACGGAUUUCCACGGCCAGCGUGGCCUUAGGUCUUGCGAGGACCUCGAUGCCCGGCAGGCAAUACCAGCUGACCAACCUGAAGAAGUUUACGCGUUACAGCGUCGUGGUGCAGGCUUACAACGCUCUUGGCCAAGGUCCUAUGACGCCGGAAGUAGUUGCGACGACGCUGGAAGACGUUCCGAGCAGUCCACCCCAAGACAUACGAUGCACGGCUCUCUCCUCGCAAUCGCUGCAAGUCUCCUGGGAGGCACCUCCCGACUCCAGUCUAAAUGGAAUCCUGAAAGGCUACAAGGUCAUAUGGGAGAACAUGGACGCCCUGACCGAGUCCACCAAGUCGGAGAUGAAGAUCACCAGUGCCUUGACUGUCGUGAUUGACGGCCUCGGGAAGUACACCAACUACUCCGUCCAAGUGUUGGCUUCCACGAGGGCUGGAGACGGUGUCCCGUCCGUGCCGCUGCAUUGCGUCACCGAGGAGGAUCGUCCAGAGGUGCCGGCGGGUGUGAAGGCGGUCGUCAGCUCCGCGACAUCAAUUAUCGUGUCCUGGCAGCCGCCCCUCAGAAGCAACGGGAACAUCACGUCGUACAACGUUCAUAUUCGCGGAGUCGGCCCCGAGGGAAAAUGGUACAGGCGGGCGCUUUCGCCGCAUCAGACCAGCUAUCAGGCUGAAAAUUUGCACAAGAGGAAUCAGUACGAGUUUAGCAUCGCCGCCGUCACCUCGGUGGGCGAGGGACCGCAGACUCACCCCAUCACGAUCUCGCCUUCCAGCGAAGUUCGCGCGGCGAUAUACUCCUUCGGCACUGUUCUGAUCGUUCCCUGGAAACAAGACGCGUUGCUACCGUGCCAGACCGUUGGAAAGCCGGAGCCGUCGGUGACGUGGAAACAAUGGGGCCAGAUAGUGAAAUCGUCCACUAGGGUGUCCUUGUUACCGGAAGGCUCGUUGCAGAUUAUGGAUCUUCACAGGGAGGACAGCGGGAACUACACCUGCUACGUCGAGAACCGUUAUGGUUCGGAUCAAAUAACGCAUCGUCUGACCGUGCAAGUUCCACCAGCAGCCCCGUUACUCCACGCUACCAGCGCUACCAGCAACUCCAUCAACGUCCAGUGGAAGAACGGCGACGACGGUGGGGCGCCAAUUAGGGGCUACAUUCUCCAUUACAAACGAGAAUCCGGCGAAUGGGAGGAGAUGAAGGUUUCCCACAAAAUCAACAGUUACGUGCUCUCGCGGUUGUGGUGCGGCAACGACUACCAAAUGUACUUGACGGCGUACAAUCGGAUCGGUAUGGGAUCGCCCAGCGAAAUCGUGAAAGCCACGACCAAAGGCUCGAAGCCUGACGACUCGCCCAGCAACGGUGAUAAAUUCGUAACGGUGAACGUGUCGUGGAUCACUCUUCAUCUGAACAUGUGGAACGACGGGGGAUGUCCGAUCACUUACUUCGAGCUGGAGUACAGGAAGAACGGAGAAGGCAUUUGGACGUUGGUGUCGAAUAACAUCGAGGUACAGAAAACGUACACCCUCAGCGAGCUGCAAUCCGGAACGACUUACGACAUCCGAAUAAGGGCGCACAAUAACGCGGGGUUCUCGGUGGCCGAAUACAGGAUAACGACUCUGCAGCCUCACACCAGCAGCACGAUACCGGCUGUGGAGAUAGAUCACUUCAUACCGCACCACACGUCCGUCUACUCGGAUAUGAAGCUCAUCAUUCCCCUGAUCCUGAGCUCUCUGGCGGUCAUCGCCGCCGCUGGUGCCGUAUUCUACUGUUUCCGGAAACGUCCGUUUAUAGGGGAAAUCGCUAGCCUCCACGACGCCCAAACCGCGGCCGCCUUAGACAAUAAGCAAAACAUGGAGCAGCGCGAGCAGUAUUACGCCACCGUGCGUAAACCUCUACGCUCGCCGAUACACGAGAUGGCUACUUUGGAAAAAAUUCCAGUGCCGUUUAAAAAAAUGAUUUCAGAGUACUCCGAGGACAUUUACCCGUACGCCACGUUCCAACUGGAGGAAAGCGUCCCGCCAGGAGGCGACAGCCGCUGUAAUUCCGCCGCGCCUCUUCAGACCUUCGUCUAUCACGAUCCUCGACUAUCCACCGCCGACACUCUACAAUUACGAGAGUCGGAUUGCAACCGGUACACUAAGGUGCGCGGAGGCCGUUCGUCCUCUGCGCAGUUGCACAAAACGCACAAAGUCAGUCAGGGCAAGUCCGAGUCGGAGGAAUACGACACCCUGGGCUCGGAUAGCGACACGGAAGUCGGGACCAGCAGCCGAACCGAGUCUUCCAAUCACCUCGUCGAUUCGCACCACUCGGUGUCUGCGGCCGACUCGCGUGUCCACAACUUCCUGUACCAUGGACCAGAAUCUAGCACGUCUACAGAACCCUCACCGAUUUUUGAGAGAAAAUCGUUUCCUGGAAGGGGAAGACCCAAGAUGUUACAGUUGGCGCGUCAUACCAGCGAGGAGACCCGUUCCAACUUCGGCCCAAUCUCCGGGCUUGGCAAUCCCAAGCACCAGUCGAGCAAUUCCUGUUCCAAUCGGGACCAGGAGCGUGACGGAUCCGGAAGCCUGUUCAUCCCCAAGCUGGACCCACCCACGGGGUUCUCCGACGCGUUUGAGCUAAGCGAGGCCGAAUGCGACCUCGAUCGCGGCCACAGUAGCCAACGAAACGUCCGUGACUUCGUAAUCGCGGUGUAAAUAAGCGUAAAGCCUACGACGAACCCCUCCUUCACACGAUGCUGCGCGCGAAACUACGAAACGAACGAAACCCCAUACAAACUUGCAUUGUAAGGAAUAAGAGUGAAAGAGGAAGAAAGGAGUGGAAGAAACCGUGGUCCGUCUUUCGUUAAUUACACUGGCCACCGUCUACUGGGGCCACCGAAUAAUGUACUCCCACUGUUCGUGUUCCUGGCCUACGUUGAUAAAAGGGUGUCGGUCGUUAUCCUAGCGAGAACGAACACCCACCGACUCGACUAUGUGUUCUUUUGAACUGCCAGUUCGUUCGAAUUUCCGCGAACCCGCGACCGCGCGACACCGCCGUUCGCUUUCGGUAUACCUACAUAUAUGUAUUUUUCGUUCCAGGGACUUGGAGCGAAUCGCGCUGUCCCUCGACCGUGGCGAGAACUCGAUCGGGAUUAACGUCUUCGAACGUUCGAGUUAUCCCUAACGAACAAUUUUUUCAACCGCUGUUCCGUUCUAAAGGCAACAAUUAUCGUGUAAGAAAUUCUACGCGUCCUACUCGAACAAGCAGGAUUCUUUUGCUGGCCGUCGAAAUAACAUUCGAUGCUAUCCUUCGAGUUCGAUUACGCUCCUGGAUAAAAAGACAGCGCGUGCUGUUCCGUUGUCCAGAAACGCUGAUCCUCCUUCGUACGUGUAACAUUUCACUGCGAACGAUUCGGAAAACAACUUCCGCUAAACACUCCUAUUAUACAUACUUAUACGUAACGAAGACUCGAAUCGUUUUCGAUUAACACGUCGAUUAACGCGAAUCGUCCUAUCGUUAAGACUAGAUUCCGGUAAGAUCACGGUAAACGAUUUCAUCGUAUCGAGUGCAUAUCCCAGCGAGCAAUACGCGGUUUGUUACGUGUUUACUUGGUCUUCCAAUUCCGUAGAUCGUUUUAUCUACUCGUUUUAUCCAUUACGAACGUCGUCCUUUUUCACGCGCGACCGAUACUCGCCCGGCGCGAUACAAAUCGAUGCGAUCGUCGUCCCGAUGGAAGCCUGCGUGCGGUUUUGUUCACGUUUCCACGAGGAACGAUGUGUUAUACGUGUAUAAAGUAAGAAAGUAACGAAGACAGACGAGAGAGAAAUAAAGUGAAAAUGAUAAUUCGUCGUUGUCAUCGGUGUCGUUUCAAUUCCAAGAGACUGAAACGUUUAGUAGCGAGACGUAUAGCGUUAAACUUACCGUUGAAAACAGAAAAAAUAAAAAAACAAUAUUGUCUGUAAGGUGUCUAUACUACCAUGCUAUCUGUACGUACGUGUACCUCGCCCAAAAGCGCGAACGCGGGAUACGAAACGUACCCGCGUCCUCGAUACCGCGCGUCGAUUAACGAUCGACGGACCGAUCAGAUGCGAUAUGGAAACCGGAAACGGCAAAAUAAAAGGAGCGCCGUUGAGAUAUUCGACCGUCGUUGUAACAAAAAAUGAUAAAUAAUACGGGAAACCCGUCGAGUCUAUGCAUUCGUUGCCAUCGAAUCAGUUCACUGUUUACUGCCGAUCGACCGUUCACUCGGCAAUGCGACGAUGAUUUUUGUCUCGUGUUCUCGUUAUGUCGGAACCCGGGUCCACCCUUCGAUACCGCGGGAGACAAAAGAAGAGAUAUGGAUCUGUUGACAAAUCGUAUACUUUAUAAUAUAUGAAAAUGAUUUACCACGAAACUCGUACUAUUGUGUUUUAGACGACUUUAGAUUGUUUAUAUUCUAUUUACUUUGUAAAAUAUACAACACUAAUUCCAUUAAUGGAACCCCCACCGUCUCUUUCAUGUUCUC